Messenger RNA from Phytophthora megakarya, 321 nucleotides. The record is from the annotation of a GenBank genome assembly. NCBI's taxonomy places the organism in Eukaryota, Oomycota, Peronosporomycetes, Peronosporales, Peronosporaceae.
AUGACCUCUGUGUGGGCAGCAGCCACAGGUCUGGGAAACCAUCACAUCACCAACAAUGUAGCGGUUUUUGUGGGUCUACAGAGGAUGUUGGCGCACGCGUGGGAAAAGGAAUGGACCAAAUUGCACGUGGUUGGAGAAAGUGCUCUGGUGCUGGGCAUGAUGUCGCAGCGGAGAAGGCCGAAAGCCACCACGUUGGUACACUGGUACCAAAUCACACGCCGACUGGCUGAUCUGUGCGAAGUAGUGAGUUGGACUCAUCAUUACCGGAGGCACAAUAAGGCGGCAGGUUGGUUAGCAAAUUUGGCAAUAGAUCGGGGAUGA